CAUCGAUGCGCGAGGACGUCUCACGGACGCCCGCGUCGACGGUCGGGUUUACGAAAAUGAAUUCGAAAUUUGAACUAGCCAAUCAUGUUUUUGAAUUUAGAAAUAUUUGGAAAUUUGAACGUGUGGAAUUUGUUUUGAAUAUAUUCGAAGUUUGCAAGUUUGUUGCACUUUGCGGAGGUUUUUAACUUUCUGUAUCUGUGAACGUGGAAGAAGCCAAAGUGAAGUGAAAUAUGUAAAUGCUCAUUUAAAAGACUGAACUGUGAAAUGUAUGUGAUACGAGCUAAUGUAGACGCGGUGGUUAGUGAUCAAACACUGUUUUAUUAAGAUGGAUGUUAUGAGCAAUAUCUCGCUCGAACGGGAGAAGUUUUACGCCUCGCACGACUUCAAGAAUCCGACCGAAUCUCAAGGUUUGGAGGUGGUGUACACAUGGAAGAUGGACUUCAACAAAAGCACAUUGGGGGCGGUCACACUGUUGGUGCCCAAGUCUCCGACGCCGGCGCCGGCUUCCACCACCAUGCCGCUAUGGGCACAUAACUCGUGGGUGUGUCUGUUUGCAGCCAUGCUGGCUGUGGCUAUUGGCGGGAACGCGAUAGUCAUUUGGAUUGUUACAGCUCAUCGGAGAAUGAGGACCGUUACAAACUACUUCCUGGUAAACCUCUCCUUUGCUGAUCUGAUGAUGGCGUCACUCAAUUGCCUCUUCAACUUCAUAUAUAUGUUGCACAGCGACUGGGUGUUCGGUGUUCGGUAUUGCCAACUUAGCAAUUUUAUUGCCAAUGUGACGGUGGCUGCCAGCGUCUUCACUUUGACAGGAAUAUCUUUUGACAGAUACCAAGCGAUCGUCAGACCAAUGCGACCGCGCAUGUCAAAGACCUGUUCCUUGGUUAUGAUAGCUCUCAUCUGGGCAGGAGGCAUGCUUCUAGCUAUACCUUGCCUGCUUUACUCAACAACUAAGGAGUAUAAAUCCAAAGGAACCUUAAAAACAGCGUGUCUGCUCUCAUGGCCUGACGGUUUGCCAGACGUCUCCUAUAUGGAUUUUGUAUACCAAGUUUUGUUCUUCGUAGUAACGUACGCCGUGCCAAUGCUGGGCAUGACCUUCUUCUACUCCGCAAUGGGAAGAGUGCUGUGGGGCUCCAGGUCUAUUGGGGAGCUCACACAGAGGCAAGUGGACUCCAUCCGGUCUAAGAGAAAGGUCGUGAAGAUGUUCAUCUUAGUUAUUGUGAUAUUCGGGAUCUGCUGGCUGCCGUACCAUACUUACUUCAUCUACACACACUUCAACCCGUCCAUCUUGUACAUGAAGUACAUACAACACGUCUACCUGGCCUUCUAUUGGCUGGCCAUGGCCAAUGCUAUGGUCAACCCGAUCAUAUAUUAUUGGAUGAAUGCCAAGUUCCGGACCUACUUCCGCACAGCGAUCUUGUGCCGGUGGCGUGAGGUGUUCCGUCGACGGAAGCGUGCGCCUGAGUCGCCGCCUGAUUGUGUGUCCCAGUCGGGCAGUCGAUCCAGAUCAGGUUUUUACUCGUUAACUAUACGGCUCUACAGGUAUCGAGGAACUCAGAGACUCAAGAGGAAAUGCAAUAGUCGUAUGGCCGCGGUUGUCGUGUCGGAGACCCCCAAACCCCCCAUUGCAGAAACCGCCUUCGCUUGCUAGCUGCCCGCGGUGCCCACACCACACGUACUAUGACGCGUACAUUCACGGGCGAAAAGUGUAAAUAAUCGUGGACUCAGAUAUUGAACUGUAAUUAUAGUGGUUUUAAUAUAAUUUUGAAUCGAGUGUUAGAAAUAUUAAAUUGUAAAUAUUGUUCUUAAAUGUUUUAAGUGAAUUUAGAAAGUGUACAAAUAUUUUAUUGUAAAUAUAAUCGCAAGAAUAUUGAUGUAAAUAAAUGUUUAGGUAUACAUAUAUUGUUGAUCAAAUUUUAGGAAGUGUAAGGUACAUAGUACUUAGGUAUUAUUUAAUUUUUGUUAUAUCGCAUUGAAAUUAUCACAAUAUCAGCAGUGUCAAUGAAUUUGCUUCUUUGAAUAAAUUUGCCAAAUCGAAAAGAAAUGAAUGUAACAGUUGUAAUUCAUAAUAUAUGAUAAAAUUUAAUCAAUAGCAGAAAAAAAUGGGAUGCCUUUGCCCAGCAGUGGGACACAAAUAAAGGCUAAUGAAAAAGCAUUUGAGAAAAAUUUCAACGAACUUUUGUGAUCGUAGUGUAAGAAAAUGAAAUAUAGUGAUAUUUUCAUUAGUUCUUGAAAUUAACGCGUUAAAAACAACUUAAACAAAAUUUGAAAAUAAAAAAAUAGUUUUUCUCAGUAUUUUUGUUAUUACAUAUCUUGCAAACAAGUGAUGCGGCUAUAUUUUGUUUGCAGACGUGAACAAAUAUAUAGGUACAAUUAUGUAUCUUAAUUUAAUAGGUAAAUAAAUUUAUUGAUGAUACUGUCUACGGAAUUAAUUCUGAAUUUGCGGCAAGUUUUCGAAGUCAACUAUCUACAAUCAAACCUGUCACCUGAGGGCGAAGUGCAGGUUUGCAUUUUCACCUCUCACCAUCGAAUCGAUUUAAAGUGUAACGCAGCGAACCAAUGACUUCGCAGUGUGGUUGUCGUUGCGUCACAACGGGGCAAUGUGAUUGGUUCGCUGUGUCUCAUUUCGAAUCGAUUCUAUGGUGAGAAGAGAAAUGAAAUGCUAACCCCCACUUCGUCCACUGUAGUUUUGCAACAGUAAUUUUGGAUCUUUAGUCAAAAUUAAAAAAAAAAAAUUGUCGUUGGGUAGACACGGUAAACCUACUAUUGUACAACACUAUUAUACAUAAUUUUGACUAAUGUAUCAUUCGCUUACUUAUACGAUAUCAGACUCAAUAAGUUUCAAAAAUUAAUCACUGUACAUCAACAUCAUCAUUAACAGCCAUUUAAAUGUCCCCACUGCUGGGGCACAGACCUUACCUAUAGAUGGAUAACGACUCGCUGUGCAUAUGAAAACUUUUUCCAUACGAGUAGUAUACUAAAUAUUUCUUGCCAUAAUGUUCGGAUGAGUUUAUUUUGCGUGUGUAAUAAAUAUUGCACCGAAGCAGAAACUUUCUUUUGUGAUGAUGGGGCUAGUGUGCGCCUUAAGAUGAACUUUUGGUUAGUUGGAUGAGAAACUUCUUCGAUGUAAUUCAAUCUUUACUGAACAAACAAGUUUGAUGUUUAGUCCUUGUUGAUGUAGACUUACCUCAAAGCGAAACUGGGUUUAGCUGUAAGCAAGCCGUGAUUAGGAUAAUCGACCGUAAUUGAAAGGAAACAUCGUCUCAAGACCUGCAAUCUUACUUGUAAAAAUCAAUUGUUCAUUCUAAUAUUUUCAAUUUGAAAGUAUUAAUGUUUGUUUGUCGUCUUCUUUCUCGUCAACGGAUAGCAAGUCAACAACUUAUAAUAAAGUUGAUCAAUUAAAGCGACAUUUAUUGUGUUUCAUUUUGUAAAUACGUCUCUACAUUUGAUUUUAUAGAAAGCAACUACCUAUUGUUAUAUUUGUUUAUUAUGGUCAUUGUUAUUUAUCUCAUACAUUGCUUCAAUUACGAGCAGAAAAUACACUUUCGUACAGCAAUUCUGCAGGUCCUUUAUAAAAAAUACAUUUUUGUUUUAUAAAAGGAUGAAUAAAUAUGUCUUUGAACAUAAAUUAAUGUAAUUUAAAAUGCUCAAUUUGUUAUCGCAAAUAAAUUUUGAA
Molecule: messenger RNA, 3673 nt
Organism: Plodia interpunctella (Indianmeal moth)
Lineage: Eukaryota; Metazoa; Arthropoda; Insecta; Lepidoptera; Pyralidae
Gene: NGR-A32
Product: tachykinin-like peptides receptor 86C
Exons: 12
Coding region: 326-1648 (440 amino acids)
Biological process (GO): G protein-coupled receptor signaling pathway
Cellular component (GO): plasma membrane
Molecular function (GO): tachykinin receptor activity
Source: RefSeq, a predicted model, not a curated record